Messenger RNA from Pipistrellus kuhlii (Kuhl's pipistrelle), 1479 nucleotides. Its product is annotated as endogenous retrovirus group FC1 Env polyprotein-like. The transcript has 2 exons. Bases 1 to 1479 code for a protein of 492 amino acids. The record is from RefSeq and is a predicted model, not a curated record. Lineage: Eukaryota; Metazoa; Chordata; Mammalia; Chiroptera; Vespertilionidae.
AUGUCGGAGGUGGAGAUCCUGAUUGCUGUCGACUUCCGGUCAGUGUCCAAGAGUUGCCGACCAUAUGCCUGCUUUGCUUACGACCAGCGGGACCCAGACAGGUGUAAUCGGGACGUCAACACCUAUGGGGGCUGCCGCUGGUCGGACUGUGUCAUCCAUGAUGCCUACAAAGAGGUCAGGUCUGGCCCCUUUUUCUGGAAGGACGGGACCUUCAACAUCAGGGUCCGGGACCCCUGGGACCAGCGAUGGGCUGUGGGCGUUAUGGGAAGACUGUAUGGGGAUGGUUGGAGCUCGACCCCUUCAGGGACCAUCUACAUCUCCCGGGAAUAUGUCAUGGCCCAGGAGGCCCAACUCCAGGUCUCCAACAGCAGCCUACAGGCCGAACAUCCCCUUAAAGGGAAACUGCCUGAUUCCCCUCGGGAAGAAGUCCUGUCUUCUUGGCUCCAACUUAUCCAACACACUCUACUAUUCCUUAACGAGACCCGCACCCUGCCCAAUGUCUCGCACUGCUUUCUAUGUGUCUCUCUCCAAAGACCUCUGCUGGCUGCUGUCCCACUCGUGACUCCAGUGGGAACCCAAGGACACGGUGAAUGUCAGCCUCCCCUGACUGGCAUUCCCCUCUGGGAACCCGAAACUCCGGAACCCACCUUGCCCCCGCGGAUAUGCUACCAGACCAGCAACCCGGUAACUGUGGGACGGGUCACUUGGAACUGUACCCAAAGCCACACGGCAGCCAGUCCCACCAAGGCCAGCCCGGGCACCUUCUUUUGGUGCAACGGCACCGUAAGCAACUGCAUAAACUCCUCUGAUCCCGGGCCUUGCUUCGUAGUCACAGUAGUUCCCCAACUAACCUUGUAUGGAGAGUCAGAGCUCGCCUGGUUGCGCCCUUCAUCCCAACCCCGGGCCCGCCGGGCCGCCUUCCCCCCUGUCAAGUUGGGGGUAAGUAUCGCUGCCUCAGUAGGCCUACCUGGGGGGAGCCUCGGGAACAGCAUAAUCUCUGCUCAGGAUUUCAAUGACAAACUCCAGAUAGCCCUGGACUCUACUACUGCCUCCUUAGCCUCCCCGCAGCGGCAAGGAACAUCAGUAGCCCAAAUAGCCCUGCGGAACCGACAACGGGCCCUAGACCUUCUCACUGCGGAAAAAGGAGGAACCUGCAUGCUCCUUCAAAAAGAAUGCUGCUACUACAUCAACAAGUCCGGAGUGGUGGAACAGAACCUGGAGGCCCUGACUAAGCUGAGUGAAGAAUUACAUGCACACUCCCGGGACAACUCUCUUUUCCGCUGGCUCCAAAGCCCUUCAGCUACCUGGAUCCUACCCCUGAUAGGGCUUCUAAUUCUCAUCUGUGUCUUUCUUUCCCUAGCUCCCUGCCUCCUCAAAUGCAUCCGCUCCCGGAUGGAUGGAGGAAAUGUCUCGAGUGACUGUAAACCAGCUUCUGCUCUAUCCCUACACUUGGUUGCCCUUCAACCCGCCUCUGCCUGA